Drosophila teissieri is the source of this 2140-nucleotide messenger RNA. Its product is annotated as glucose dehydrogenase [FAD, quinone]. Lineage: Eukaryota; Metazoa; Arthropoda; Insecta; Diptera; Drosophilidae. The transcript has 3 exons. The record is from RefSeq and is a predicted model, not a curated record. Gene Ontology annotation, molecular function: flavin adenine dinucleotide binding; ecdysone oxidase activity. Bases 186 to 2057 code for a protein of 623 amino acids.
GCUGCCCGGCCGUACAAAUUCCGGUUGAAAGCCGGCCCCGUAGAACAGUUGCCGUCGAGCGGAGAGAGCGUUCGCACGUGUGCCGCACUUGGAUUACGGAUUUCGGAGUCGAGGAUUACCGCAGGAGCACCGCAGGAUAAUACAGAGCACAGCCACCCACUUAAAGGACUUUUUCGAGCACCACAAUGGAGUUCCUGAGCGCCCAGUGCGCUGCCCGUUCGGCGGGUCCGGCGAACACGCUGAUGUCCUUGCUGCUGUCCACGCUGAUCGCCAAGUACUGCGAUCUGAGUGGCCAGAAUCAGUGGCCGGAGGACAAGGGCGACUGGCUGGAGCAGGCUGGUGGCUUCCAGCAUGACUACGACUUCAUUGUGAUUGGAUCGGGCAGUUCGGGCGCCGUGGUGGCUGGGCGACUGGCCGAGGUGAAGAAGUGGAAGGUGCUGCUGCUGGAGGCCGGCGGCGAUCCGCCAAUUGAGACGGAGUUCGUGGCCUGGCACAUGGCCACGCAGUUCUCCGAAUGGGAUUGGCAGUACCACUCGAAGCCGAACGGACGUGCCUGCAUGGCGAUGGAGGGCGAGAGUUGCCACUGGCCGCGGGGCAAGAUGUUGGGCGGCACGAACGGCAUGAAUGCCAUGAUCUAUGCCCGGGGCACGCGCAAGGAUUUCGAUGACUGGCAGGAGCGGGGCAAUCCCGGUUGGGGCUACGACGCGGUGCUGGAGCACUUCCGCAAGGCCGAGGAUCUGCGCUCCACGCGACCGGACUACAAGGCCGGUGAUCAUGGCGUCGGUGGACCCAUGGGACUCAACAAUUACGUGAGCGACAACGAGUUCCGCACCACAAUACGCGCCGGCAUGCAGGAGAUGGGCUACGGCAGUGCGCCGGACUUCACCGAGGGCUCGUUCGUGGGCCAAAUGGACAUCCUGGGCACUCAGGAUGGCGGUCGUCGCAUCACCACCGCCCGCUCUCAUCUCAAGAAGCACACGCCCAAUCUGCACAUCCUGCGCCACGCCCACGUGAAGAAGAUCAAUCUGGAUCGCAACAACCGAGCGGAGAGCGUGACCUUUGUGCACCGCGGCAAGAAGGAGUACACGGUCAAGGCCAGCAAGGAGGUCAUCGUGUCCGCCGGCGCCAUUGGCUCACCACAGAUCCUGCUGCUCUCAGGCAUCGGACCCGCGGAGCACUUGAAGAGCCUGGGAAUCCCCGUGAAACUGGACCUGCCCGUGGGCGAGAACCUCAAGGAUCACGCCAGUCUGCCGGUGAUCUUCCAGAUCGACAAGUCCACCGCCCGCAAGCCCACCGAGGAGGAGCUGGUGGACGCCAUGUACAACCUGCUGAUGGGUCGCUACAGCAAACUGCUGCACCACGAGGCCACCGCGCUGACGGGCUUCAUCAACACCACCUCGAUUGAGGGACCCAAUCCGGACAUCCAGACCACCAACUUCUUCAGCCUGAUGCAGAGUCCGGAGCUGAAGGGUUAUGUGGCUGCCACCGGAUUCAAUGAGCGCGUGGCCAAGAGCAUCUUGUCCGCCAACCAGGAGACCAAUACCUACAUUACCUAUUUGCUGCAUCUGAAGCCCUUCUCGGCGGGCAGUCUGACCCUGCAAUCUGCGAACUACUUGGAUGCUCCCAUCAUCGAUCCCGGCUAUAUGACCGAUGAGCGCGACGUGGACACCUACAUCAGGGCCUUGAACAUCUACAAGAACCUGCCCAACACCAAGGCGUUCAGUGAGCGGGAGGCCGCACUCCACCAGCUGGAUUUGGAGGCCUGCAAUGGCCUGACCUAUCAGUCGGAUGACUACUGGCGCUGCUACAUCCGCCACAUGACCACCACCGUUUACCACCCAGUGGGCACCACUCGCAUGGGCCCGUCCACCGAUGCCACUGCCGUGGUGGACCCACAACUGCGGGUGCAUGGCGCCAAGGGAUUGCGGGUUAUUGAUGCCAGCAUUAUGCCCGACAUUGUGGGCGCCAACACCAAUGCCGCCUGCAUCAUGAUCGGCGAGAAGGGGGCGGACAUGAUCAAGGCGGAGUAUCUGGGCGGCCAGCACACCGAGCUCUAAGCUCAGCGAUAUUUUACGAUAUAGGCUUUAAAUAUUUGUCACAUUUUUUUUUGUUAUAAUAAAUAUAUGCUUCUUACAUAUAA